Messenger RNA from Penicillium antarcticum, 4014 nucleotides. Its product is annotated as peroxidase/cytochrome P450 family protein. Gene Ontology annotation, biological process: response to oxidative stress. Lineage: Eukaryota; Fungi; Ascomycota; Eurotiomycetes; Eurotiales; Aspergillaceae. The transcript is spliced from 14 exons. Gene Ontology annotation, molecular function: monooxygenase activity; heme binding; peroxidase activity. The coding region runs from base 1 to 4014 and encodes 1337 amino acids. The record is from RefSeq and is a predicted model, not a curated record.
AUGGGUUGGUUCAGUGAGGAUGCGCCUCAGCCUAGGCCCUCUUGGGAUAGCUUAGGCUGGACGUCUUUCCCUUGGGCUUCCACUCCCCCGCCAAUUCCAACACGAGCAUCGUUGUUUAGCCUUAGGUCAUUGAAUAACAAUGGCUGGUGGUCAUCUCCGAAAAUUGAACCCGAGAGCCACGAAUGGUAUAGGGUCCUUGUCGAGAAAUUUGGGAUCAGUGGAACUGUUGGCCUGGUCCUUGGCUUUGUUCUCUGUCUGAUCAUUUUGAAGCUGGGUCAAAAGCGCUUGAGCCUCCCGUUCAAAAAGCGGCUCUCUGGUAAACCAUCGAAAGCGUUGGUACCCAGGGGUACACAAUCCGCCCUGAAGAGCAUCAAGGGAAUUGCGCCCGGUCUGCUGACAAGACUGAAUCCAUUAAAUUGGAGAAUAUUCAACUUGCAAAAGAUCGCGGAAGAAGAUGACGAUGAGAAAUAUCAAGCAGGGGAGCCAUAUGGUGACCCCAGCGUGAUGGCCACGGGUCUCGUCAAAGAUCUCAAGUCUGUCGGUCUGAAAGCAGGUGUGAGAGAUCUGCAAACUUUGCUCAAGGUGGUCAAAACCAAAGGGAAACCUGUCAAUGAUCGAGAGAUGACCAUGGAGAAGAUGAUCGCGAUCACAUCAGCUCUACCACGUCACUCAAAGACACGCAAGAAGUUAUCGGGUAUCAUCAUUGACAGCUUAUGGCAAAGCUUGCAGCAUCCCCCUCUCAGCUAUUUGGGUGACAAAUUCCAGUACCGAACCCCCGAUGGAAGCUAUAAUAAUCCUCUUCAACCCGAUCUUGGUAAAGCUGGCAGCCCCUAUGCUAGAACAGUUCCAAAGCUCAAGCAUUUGCACGGUGUUCAACCCGAUCCAGGACUUUUGUUUGACUUGCUCAUGGGCCGAACUGAUGACACGUUCAAGGAGAAUCCAGCUGGAAUCUCUUCGGUUCUAUUCUACCAUGCCAGCAUUAUUAUUCAUGAUGUGUUCCGUACAAAUCGCUUUGACUCGAACAUCUCCGACACCUCUUCUUAUCUUGAUCUUGCUCCUUUGUACGGAUCGAGUCGUGCCGACCAGGAGAGCAUUCGGACAAUGCAGAGUGGUCUCCUUAAGCCGGACACAUUUGCUGAGAGGCGACUCCUUGGAUUGCCCCCUGGUAUCAACGUUAUGCUCGUCAUGUAUAGCCGGUUCCAUAACUACGUCGCAGAUGUUCUUCUGAAGAUCAACGAGAAUGGCCGUUUUACUUUGCCACCAACCAGAACUGAUGAAGCUAAGCAACGCGCUCUUGUAAAACAGGACGAGGACUUGUUCCAAACAGCCCGACUUGUCACCAACGGUCUCUAUAUUAACAUCUGUCUGCACGACUAUCUUCGCGGGUUAACAAAUACUCACCACUCCACAAGCGACUGGACGCUUGACCCCCGUAUUGCCGUUGAAAGACACUUUGACCCAGAUGGCGUCCCUCGAGGUGUUGGCAACCAGGUGUCCGCAGAAUUCAAUCUUCUUUACCGAUUCCACUCCACAAUCUCCCAGCGAGAUGAGAAAUGGAUGAAUGAAUUCCUGAGAAGCCUGUUCCCAGGAAACAACAAACCCCUCGACCAACUCACUCCCCAGGAAUUCAUUCAAGGUCUAUUCAGAUUUGAGCAAAGUAUCCCAGAAGAUCCCUCCAAGCGCGAGUUCUCAGGUCUCAAGCGUGACCAGCACGGUCGGUUCAGCGACGGAGAUCUAGCAAGAAUCAUGAAGGAAAGCAUGGAAGAUCCAGCGGGUCUCUUUGGUGCCAGAAUGGUUCCUAAGGCACUGCGUAUCAUUGAGGUCACUGGUAUUCUCACGGCACGGAAAUGGCAACUCGCAUCUUUGAAUGAGAUGCGCGACUUUUUCAAAUUGAAGCGCCAUGAUACCUUCGAGGAUAUUAACCCUAACCCUGAAAUUGCCGAUCUCCUUCGAAAGCUGUAUGACCAUCCUGAUAUGGUUGAAAUGUAUCCUGGAAUGUUCCUCGAGGAUGCUAAGCCACGUAUGGAUCCAGGAUGCGGUGGAUGUCCACCAUAUACCGUUGGAAGAGCUGUCUUCAGUGACGCUAUCACCUUGGUGCGAUCCGAUCGCUUCUGUACAGUGGACUAUACCGCCUCAAACCUCACGAGCUGGGGCUUCCAAGAGGUUCAGCAAAACCUGGACCUCAUGGGAGGAUCAAUGUUCCACAAAUUGUUCCAACGCGCUUUACCAGGAUGGUUCCCAUACAACUCGCUCCACACCACACAGCCAAUGUUCACCCGAAAGAUGAACGAAGAGAUUGCAAGGGAAAUCGGCACCAUCAGUCAAUUUUCCUUGGCCGGCCCAGCACCGCCACCAGCCCCUAUCAUCUUGACCAAGCAUUCGACUGUGACGAAAGUGUUGAAAGAUCAAGCGAAUUUCCGCGUCCCGUGGAUCAAGUGGUUGAACGAUAUUGUCCCGGGUAGGAAAUUCAACAGCGCCAUGCUGGCAGGAGACCUUCCCAUGAACACUGCACAGAAGAAUCUGGUUACGGAUAUUAUGUUCAGUCCGGCAGAGUUCAUGCAGCUUUUCUCUGCGACGGCGAUGGCUGCUGGAAAGGAACUCAUCGAUAGAGAGACUUUGAACUUGAAAACGAGUUUGGACCAGAUCGAUAUUGUUCGCGAUGUCGCGAUUCCCUUGAACACCCGGCUUCUGGCUGAUCUGUUCGCUCUGGAUCUCAAGACGCGCGAGAACAAGGGCGGAAGCCUGAGUGGGCCGACAUUAUACAAACACCUUGUGGAUGUCCGAACAUUUGUCUUCAACAACAAUGAUCCGGCUCUCGCGUUGCAGCGCAGAGAUGCUGCUCGUGAGGGUGUUGAAGCCCUGACAGAGACCGGCUUGGAAGCGAUUUCUGGCGGAGACUCUCGGUCUCUUUUGUCGCGAAUUCCACUUAUUGGUUGGAUAUUUGGACCUAAAAAGGCUAAGAGAAGCAAGCCGGCUGUUGGGUCUCUGCGCUGGUAUGGCCAGAAUGUUAUGAGAGAGAUAAUUGCUGCCGGAAAAACUCCUGAGGAGACCGUCGAUAUCGGCUGGUUGACUGCUGUUGGUGGUGUUGGAGCCCCAAUCGGAGUGUUUGUUGAUGUUCUCCAUUUCUUCCUCAAGGAAGACAAUUCCCACCACUGGGAGGCCAUCCAGGGCCUUGUCAGCCACUCUGAUGCGAAGUCCGCCGAUAGCACAUUGCGACAAUAUGUGCUUGAAGCUCAACGUUUGACAAGCAGCCAGCGAAAUCUCCGUAUCUGUGCCAGUGAAACCACGAUUGAUGGCAGAACUUUCAAGCCUGGCGAUGCGGUAGUUUCAUUACUGGGCGUAGCAUGCAUGGACCCAGAAGUUGUUCCUCAUCCUCAGAAAUUCAAACUCGACCGACCUUCCAGCGCGUACAUUCACUAUGGGUAUGGUGCACACGAGUGCAUUGGUCGGGAAAUAACCCUCUCAUUUGUAGUAUCUCUCGUCAAGCUUUGUGCAUGUCUGAAGAAUCUCCGCCCUGCAUCUGGCGACAUGGGGGUCUUGAAGCAUAUCACACUUGGCACUGAGCGAUGCUAUUUGAACGACAGCUGGUCGCACUUGACCUUCGAUCCAACCACAUGGAAAGUCCACUUCGAAGGCCGCGGUAAGGGAGUCUACAAACAUCCCAAGACGCCCGUCACUGCUGGCCGAGAUUUGAAUGCUUUGUCCAACUCACUUAUCCAGCAACAAAAAGACUUUUUGCAGACAACUGUUAAGAUCACAAACGGUGGAGGCGUUGCGCACUCUCCCAAAGACGUACAUCUUGUCGCCGAUGAGAUCAACGGUGAACUUGACGGGGCGACUGACCUUGAGGGUGAUUCUGAUUCUGUGGUACACCAGGUUAUCCCUGUUUAUGAAGAUGAACAGCACCAUGAGACAAUUAACGAUGUGCAUGAAGUUAGCUUCUCUUCUUUUCGUCACUCUUAUGAGAGGGAUCAUGAGAGAGACUUGAGCUAUGGGCUGACGCGGGGGCAGUAG